Molecule: messenger RNA, 987 nt
Organism: Salarias fasciatus (jewelled blenny)
Lineage: Eukaryota; Metazoa; Chordata; Actinopteri; Blenniiformes; Blenniidae
Gene: cldn29
Product: claudin 29
Exons: 1
Coding region: 45-677 (210 amino acids)
Cellular component (GO): bicellular tight junction; membrane
Molecular function (GO): structural molecule activity
Source: RefSeq, a predicted model, not a curated record
CACAGCCACAGCUAGAGAGAAAAGAGGAACCAGAGCAAACGGCGAUGGCGUCUUUAGGGCUGCAGAUUCUGGGCGUCGGGCUUGCAGUGCUCGGCUGGAUCGGAAACAUACUGAUCUGCAUGCUGCCCCUGUGGAAGGUGUCCGCUUUCAUCGGCAACAACAUCGUGGUGGCUCAGACCAUCUGGGAAGGACUGUGGAUGACCUGCGUGGUGCAGAGCACGGGUCAGAUGCAGUGCAAGGUGUACGACUCGCUGCUGGCUCUGCCUCCGGACCUGCAGGCGGCCCGGGCCAUGGUGGUCAUCGCCAUCCUCUCCUCUCUCUUCGGCCUGCUCCUGUCCGUCGUCGGGGGAAAGUGCACCACCUGCGUCGGAGACAAAGCGGCCAAAGCGCGAGUGGCCAUCGCCGCGGGCGUUUUCUUCAUCCUGAGUGGAGCUUUGUGUCUUGUGACCGUUUCUCUGCCCGCCAACAACAUCAUCAAGGACUUCUACAACCCCGCGGUGCCCGAUGCUCAGAGGAGAGAGCUGGGCGCCUGCUUGUACAUGGGCUGGGGAGCAGCGGGACUGCUUCUGAUCGGCGGCGCUCUCCUCUGCUGUCAGUGCCCAGCGAGGAGAGACCACUACAGCGGGGCAAAAUACUCCCCACCAAAGUCCACAACGCCCGGAAAGGAAUUUGUCUGAACUGCUGCAACACGUUAGAGGCAGCACGCGCCAUUCAGGACUCGACUUCACAUGCAGCCCAAUCGAGUGGCUGAUCAAGUUUAGAUUUGCAUUCUGACUAACAGCUUCUGACUAACACUCUGUGAUCUCCUGUUUCAGAAGGGUACCUGAAACCCAAAGGUACGCUGGACCCACGCAGCGCCGCUGUAGUUCUGAUGCCUUUUGUAUGAUGACUUCCGUAUUCAUUUGAAUUCUUCUGAUGUUUUUGUGAUAAACUCUGUAACAGAAAGAACUUCAGAGGAAUGUUUUGUUUGUGAUGGUUAUUCCUCAU